AAGGUAAAAAUCACUCUCUCUGUGCUCUUUUUAAAUCCCUCAGAUUUUAUAUUUUACUGCUCCAAGAGUCUGCCUCUCUGAGUUUCUUGCAUAGACCAGUUAUUUCCCUCUGUAAGGAAACUGUUUAGUUUGUCCUUGCCUGGUUUGGAAGGAUCCAAGGGAGGCAGUUCUUGCAGCCCUGUCUCUCUUCCACUCCCCUCCUCCCCGAGUCCUGGCUGGAGCAGCUAGUCUGUCAAUCUCAGGCGAGAGACAAGGUGGACAAAGGUCCACUUGUAAAGAACCUCCUUCCAGCACCUCCUCUCUUCUCCUUUUGCCCAAACUCACCCAGUGAAUUGGAGCAUUUAAGAAGAUUCCUCUGCCAAGAAGACCAAAAGGAAAGAAGAAAAGGGGGCCAAAAGCCAAAAUGAAAUUUACAGUACUUGCUGUCACCGUUGCGCUAACUUUGCUGCUAGGAGUUCAAGCCAUGCCUGCAAAUCGCCUGUCUUGCUACAAAAAGAUACUGAAAGAUCGCAACUGUCACAACGUUCCGGAAGGAGUAGCUGACCUGACAAAGAUGGAUGUAAACGUCCAGGAUCAUUUCUGGGAUGGGAAGGGAUGUGAGAUGAUCUGUUACUGCAACUUCAGUGAAUUGCUCUGCUGUCCAAAAGAUGUCUUCUUUGGACCAAAGAUCUCUUUUGUGAUUCCUUGCAACAAUCACUGAGAAUCUUCAUGUAUUCCGGAGAACACCAUCCCUCAUUUCCCAAAAACUGCACUAUAUAAGUGUAACUGCAUUUCUAGUUUCUAUGCAGUGCAAUAAAGCAGAUUCUAUAAAUUCUUACUUGUCUAGGACAAGUAAACUUGUGUUAAGUAGUAAUAAAAAUUAAUUCAAUUUAA
Molecule: messenger RNA, 873 nt
Organism: Equus caballus (horse)
Lineage: Eukaryota; Metazoa; Chordata; Mammalia; Perissodactyla; Equidae
Gene: SCRG1
Product: stimulator of chondrogenesis 1
Cellular component (GO): Golgi apparatus; neuron projection terminus
Source: RefSeq, a predicted model, not a curated record